This is a messenger RNA of Nicotiana tabacum (common tobacco), 1342 nucleotides long. RefSeq lists its product as uncharacterized. Lineage: Eukaryota; Viridiplantae; Streptophyta; Magnoliopsida; Solanales; Solanaceae. The record is from RefSeq and is a predicted model, not a curated record.
GGUAGAUGACCACUGGGGGCCAAAUUCAUUACUCUAAUAAUUCUUGUCUUUGCUCUCUCACCUCAGAUAACCCCAGACACCAUCUCUUGCACCUACCACACUGUUUCCAAUCUUUCUUCUCUGAACAAAAAAAAAUCCAAUUUUGAACCAAGAAAACUAUGGAUCUGCCACCAGAAGAGCUUCAACACUUAAGCUUACCAUCAAUUUUGAAGGAAUCAAUUGCCAUACCAAAGAGAUCUCCACAAACUUUUUACCGUAUUACUCUCAGCUUAAUCUUGCCGCUCUCUUUUGCUAUCUUGGCUCAUUCCCUUUUCUCUCAUCCAAUUCUUGAUCAGCUCCAUGAAAACCCAAAAUCCUCUCACGCUUCUCAAUGGACCAAACUCCUCUUCUUCCAAUUCUGCUACUUGGUUUUCCUCUUGGCUUUUUCUCUCCUUUCAACUGCUGCUGUUGUUUUCACUGUCGCCUCACUUUACACUUCAAAGCAAGUAUCUUUCUCCUCUAUAAUCACUGCUAUUCCUAGCAUCUUACGACGUCUGUUCAUAACUUUCAUAUGGGUUUUACUCUCUAUGCUUGUUUACAACGCUGUUUUGUCCUUUUUCAUUGUGCUCAUGUUAAUUGUCUUUGAGAGCAAGAACAGUGUAACUCUGUUUCUCAUCUCUGUUUUUGUGCUCUCUGUUUUGUUCCUCAUAGUGCAUGUUUAUUUAAGUGCCUUAUGGCAUCUUGCUAGUGUUGUUACUGUUCUUGAACCAAUCCAAGGGGUUACUGCUUUAAAGAAAAGUUAUGAAUUAUUAAAGGGAAAGAUGAGGAUUGCAGCUGUAAUGGUUUUAGGGUAUUUGGUGAUUUUUGGUCUAAUUAGCAGUGGUUUUAGUGCAAUUGUUGUAGAUGGUGGUGCACAUGAGGAACAUGAGGCUGGUUACAGUCUAUUUGCUAGGAUUUUGAUUGGAGGGAUCUUGAUUGGUGUUCUUGUGGUUGUGAUUUUGGUGGGGCUUUUGGUUCAAAGCUUGUUUUACUAUGUGUGUAAGAGUUAUCAUAAUGAAAGGAUUGAUAAGAGUGCUUUGUAUAGUCAUCUUGGUGGGUAUUUGGGUGAGUAUUAUGAGCCUCUCAAAGGGAACAUGCAAAUUGAUGAUAGCUUGGAGGUGGAGAUGAAAGGUGGAGAAACUGCUUGAUUUAUGAGUUUGUCAUGGUGUUGAGAUAGAGCAUAUUUAAUAAGUUUCAGCACUUCUUUUUCUUGCAUCUUUAAUCUUAUGUGUUUUGUAAUGAAAUGAAGAAGAAGUAAAAUUUGUAUAAUGAGACACUAUCCGUGUAUAUAGCUUAAAUUGAGAGUUUUGUUUGUGUUCUUUCA